UCGGUUAUUAUGGAUUUGAACAUAGUUAUACUUGCAUUCAUCUCCCUUCUUUACAAGGCAAAUGGAGCAGUGUACGAACUCUCGGUGGCCGAUGAGGAAAUAUUUAGGAGCUGUCCCAAUCCUGAGCCAGGCACCCUUGACAUCCAUGGAUUUUUGGAUUUAUCGGAAUUUUCCACUUCCAUGAAUGCCAAUGGACUGACUGUAAGCGGGAACCAGACUUUGGUGUGGGACAUCCAACGCAAGGAUCGCAUACAGGUGUCCAUUAAACUUCUCUAUUUGGAACGGGGCACGUGGACGUCGACUGUUUUCUCAUUAUUUAUGAGGGAUUUCUGUAAAACCAUGUAUGACAAAAAUCAGAUACUCUAUGAUUCCUGGACGGGGCAUAUCGUAAACGGUGAUAAGGAUAAAUGUGUUAAUGUUCCAGGAACAAAAUUUAUAUUGAAGACCUACGUACUCAGUUUGACCUCCUCAAUUUCCGCCCCACUUCGUGAAGGACGCUACAAGGCGAAUGUAAUGGGUCGAGCGUUUGAUUCCACCGGAACCGAGAGACCCACCCGCAUUUGCUGUGAAAUAGUUGGAGAUGUUUUUAAAAUUAAGAACUAGGUGUAGCUAGAAGUUUAAUUUACUUUUUGCCGAACGCCCAACAUGCAAAGCAAUCCCCGUACUACGAGCCCACAUUUCGAAGAUGUACUAAUUUUACAUUUCAAUAAAUAAUACCUGCGAGCAUAUGGCUACUUACAUAUCCUUUCGCCAA
Messenger RNA from Drosophila erecta, 754 nucleotides. RefSeq lists its product as uncharacterized. The coding region runs from base 10 to 603 and encodes 197 amino acids. The transcript is spliced from 3 exons. The record is from RefSeq and is a predicted model, not a curated record. Lineage: Eukaryota; Metazoa; Arthropoda; Insecta; Diptera; Drosophilidae.